AUGCACGGCUCAACGUAUGGAGGCCGCAUCACUGGACACGUUAGGGCUGCUGACGGCAUUUCACCUUCGGAUGCUGCUUAUGGCGGGAGGUUUGUGCUUAAAGCGUCGACUAGUGAGACGGCGACGACCCCAGCGCUGCCUGUGUUGGACAUGACCGAGGAGGAGCACGUCAUAGCAUCUUCGAACCUGUUUAAACUGUUCACUCGCUGUGUGAACGCGUGCGACUCGGACAACUUCGACUUCGCCGUGGAAACCAUAGUUGAUUACGUAAAUGCAUAUGGGAAGUAUUGUUCGCCUUUUUUCAAGGAACCCGUCGAGGUGACCGCACCGGCCCCGGGCUCGGAUGCGUCGGAUGAAGGCCCGGAAAGUUCCGUAGACGAGUCCAACGCUGAUGCUGAAGAUGAAGCAUUUGAGCACAAGAAGAUUCCACCCAUUUCCGACAGAUCGCUCAGCUACCAUUACACGUCAGAGGAGGUGGGCAUCGACGUCGACGGUGCGCAGCGUCGUUGGCGAGUGGCCAUAAAGCCCAACGUCUCGCGCACAGUGCGGCGGCUAAUAAUACAGCACCGCAAACUGUGUGCCGGGAUCAUCGGACGCGCUAUGCACAAGGUGUCGAGCCUGGACGAUCUAAGGGCAAUAACUACCGUCUCCCGUGACGCCGCCCGUUUGGGGAUUGUGGUUCUGAAGGGCAUGUACGCCGCGAUGUGUGUUAUACACGCGAAGCUUGGUCGUGCAGAAAAGGCCUUCAAAUACCUCGAGCGUAUGUGGGCUCUGGGUGACCGGCGGCGCCACCGCAGUUACGAGCCGCUGUUCGAGUACUUCGAAGAACACUUGGAUGGAGACGGCAUGCUUAGGGUCUUGCGCCACCUGGUCGAAGUGGGAGGGAUGCCCGUGAGCGGCUUAAUUUUCACGCGCAUAUUGGUCACAAUAGGCCUGUCAGCCAAACACCGUCUUUUGGAAUUGGGCCACAGCAACCCAGUUGAGGAUAGGGCUUCCGCCCAUGGGCCGUCGAGGCCCGGGCUGCCAGCGGAUCAGGCUACUAGCCUGGGUUCGAACAAUCGAAUCUCCGCCACCGCCAACAUGAAAAGUGAUAAACAGCGAGAUGCGUUAUCGGAGGUCUAUGGAACGCUGCGCCGCCAAUUGACAGAGGCGUUGGAAAUAUUCCACAAGCACUCUUGCAACAGGGUGUCAUUGUCAUCGCGGCUUGGUUAUGUGGUAUCUACGGUGCUUUCGGAUGUUGUUCCCGGUCUCGUGCACUACACUCACGUGUCACCAGCCGACUCCUCUACUCUCUCCACUUCCGGCACCGCAGUGUUGACUAACAGCUUCAGUGAUCACGGUGGAGCUGGGAAUAAGAUCCCUCACAGCCACGCCCCUCCUGACGCCGAAUCGCAUGGUGUUUGUGCUAAAUGCAAACGUCAUUUACCGCUCAUUCAGCUCUCCGUGGAAGACCGCCUCACAGUGUUCCGCAGUUGGCUGCAGAACAUCUACGACUACAACUUCCCGGAAAUAAUCCGGCUGGCCAACUUCUACGCCUGGCUACACGCUCCCAUGCGCAAUGGAGUGGGCUACACGUGCAUUCUGGAUGGGCAGAACAUUGGUUACCACAGGCGCCAGGACCUGAGCCCGUUAGACUUCUACAAGAUAGACACGGUGUUGCGUGAGAUGGUACGCCGCGGCGAGCGCCCGCUUGUGGUACUUCCCCAUUACGCGCGCGCGAACUCCCCCGCUGCGUGCGACGUGCUUGAGCCGGAGACCAUUGAUUUGCUGUUCCCAGGCCACAAGCUGCCGCGCAAACCCAUAACCCUCUCGAGCGCGACCCCGUCUCGGCCCAAGCGCUACAGCGCUGCCGAGAUCGACGUGAUAAACCGUUGGACUGAUUCCAAACAGGUGUACUUCUGCAAGGUUGGGAGCUACGAUGACAACUACUUCCUGCUGGCGAACGUGAUGACCGGGUGUGCCGAGGAACUUGCCGUGCUGGGCGGUUUCCUCAAAUCGAGUUUGAAUCUAUCACUGGCGCAAAGGAAUGAAACCGGAGCGUCGGUUCUGGCAGCUGAUCUGCCUGACCCUAAGGUGGAGGACUACGUACAUGCAGUGGACCCGGCAAUGCGCCGCCCAAUGAUGAUCACCGUGACCAACGACAGCCUCGCAAACCUGGAGAUACCAGGCGUGGAAGAGCGUCUGAUGCGCGCGUUACGCGACAUACCGUUGAGCCCCUACUUCUUCACCAGCGAUGAAGGCUGGCACGGCGGCGCAUAUACAGGUUCCACGGCCAGUGGCUAUGGCGGUAACGCCGUGAUCGGCCAAAGGCUGAAAUAUUCCCUAGAGAUGUAUUCAUCGGGCCGCGGGGUAUACCACAUCCCUCUAGGAUAUGAACGUAAGGUGAUUGACUACAGAGCGCGCCACACGGUGUUGGUGACUCGCAACGAGAGGCCGAGGAUAGACCCCCCCGCUGCGGGCGUGUUCCUCGACACACCGGGGCCGUCGGCGAGGAAAGGCGAGCACAACAUCGAUGCCGAGCUAGUGCAAGUGCAGGCAUGGCUGGAUAAACACGGGUACACGGAAUUGCUGCAGCGUCUGGGGCCCAGGAUGCCGGAGCGUAACACACGCCUCCGCCAUCCUCGAGGAUACGCGAUCACCACGCGGACGCCAGAAGCGAUGAAGCAAAAGUUCAACCCCUCGCAGCAAACACGCUGGCUGUGUGUAGACCUGUCUGCAAUAGACAACGUCGCAGCGAGCGCCGCUGCCUCGUGA
Molecule: messenger RNA, 2754 nt
Organism: Babesia bigemina
Lineage: Eukaryota; Apicomplexa; Aconoidasida; Piroplasmida; Babesiidae
Exons: 1
Coding region: 1-2754 (917 amino acids)
Biological process (GO): tRNA 5'-leader removal
Molecular function (GO): ribonuclease P activity
Source: RefSeq, a predicted model, not a curated record